AUGGAUUUGAGGCAUAGCCAUAGAAGUCUGCUGCUGAGGGACUUGGAGCGUGGACGGAGGCGCACUCAACAGUGCCAUCAACCGAGCUCCAUGGUUAUUAGGGUUUUGGGGAUUAGGGGGAUUGCUGAAAUUGGGAUGAUGAGGGGCCGUAGGCGUCUGCCCCUGUGGCUGGAGUGGCGGCGUGGGAAAAGACAGCGACCUCUGCGGAUGCGCGUCCUGGUGGGGCUGCGGUGGGUUGGAAAAGGCGGGGUAGACAGGAUGGUAGUGGAAGGGCGCCGUCUGGGGCGGAAAGGUGUAGGCGCCUCCGGUGGGCGGAGGGUAGGAGGCGGAGGGAGGCGGGAAAGGGGCCGAAGACAGAUUAGGGUUAGUGACAGCGACGAAAUUUUGGGGAUUAGGGGUGGAAUUGGGGAGAGAGGUAGAGGGAGGCGGUGGGGGUUGAACUGCAAACAACUAGUGAAAGAUGGUCCGGCCUAUGUGUGUUAUAGGUUGAGUGGUGAGUAUGUAUGGUGGGUUAGGAUGGAUCUGGGGAAGAGAGCCCCAGCUGGAGAAUGUGCACUGGGUUCGGUUGUAGUCAAGUGA
Molecule: messenger RNA, 579 nt
Organism: Striga asiatica
Lineage: Eukaryota; Viridiplantae; Streptophyta; Magnoliopsida; Lamiales; Orobanchaceae
Source: the annotation of a GenBank genome assembly